CAGCAGUUUUCCCACGUGUACAAGUGCUUAUUGCCUAAUACUACCUGGCAUCACGUUCUUAUGUAACUUGCUAGAAUUAAUUUAGAGAUAUAUUUCUCAAUUCUUUUGUGCCAGACAAAUUGAUAUUAUGUCAUCUGGUGAACCAUUCCCAUAACUUAAGAAGUGUGCAGGACAUAAGCCAUUCCAGUUCACCUGUGUUUUGUGACAUUAACCUUCAAACUUCACAACACUGUCCACAGAGGUCACUUAUAAGACUUUUCUCUUCAGAGUGGAUUAUCCUGUGAAAAUGUUAAUAAGGCAACUAGAAUUUGUAUUAGCAAUUGGUUGCAAGACUUUUCAAUCACUCUGUACCAUGUUAAUUCAGUUUAGUUUACUGUGAUUAUGUAUUUUGAUAUUUGGGGUUGUGUGGUUAAUUAAUUGACUGGCUGGCUGGCUUUUAAGUAAAUCUAUAUAGAUUAUGUAGUGCUGAAUAUCUAGGAGUUUUUAUACUUGCAGUAACAGUAUUAUGUAGAUUUAAUCAAGUCAGACACAUACACACAUUGUACACAUUAUGCAUCUAGUUCCUGUCGAAGAUCAUUACAAAAGUGGCACAAAAUGGCAGCAGAAAAAUAAUGAUGUCAAAGAACGUUUGUCACAUUUGAGGACAUCUGGUGAUUUUAGUGACUGUGUGUUCAUAGUGGGAAGUGGUGAGACUGUGGAGACUGUUCGGGCCCAUGAAUUGAUCAUGCGUAUGUCAAGUCCAACUUUUGAAGAGUUGUUAAUAACAAACAAAUCAGAUGGUGCUGUUCAUAUUACUGAUAUUGAACCAAGAAUAUUUAAUAUGAUGCUUGAUUACAUGUAUCUCGACCACAUAAAGUUGAAAUGUACUGAGGAUGCCAGCGCUCUUUAUAAGGCAGCUGUGAAAUACAACUUGCCUUAUCUUUGUGAAGUCUCUGCAAAGUACAUGGUUAGGGACAUGAACGUUGAUACACUAUGGCCUAUCUUACAGCUGCUUUCUCAAGUUCAAGAGCCGAUUCUGAAAGAGGAAUGUGGCAAGUUUGUGAGUAAAAAUCCAUCACUGGUACUGAAGCAUGCAAACUUCCCCAAUGUGGAUUGGAAUAUUGUGAACAUGAUAGUGGAGUUAGACUGGCUGGAUGUACCAGAGAUUGAGAUUCUGAGAGCAGUAGAGAAAUGGGCAGAGCAUCAAUGCCUCAAAGUCAACGACCUCCCAGACAGGGAUAACAAACGUUCAGCCAUCGGUCCUGUUAUCCUGUCCAAGCUGCGUUUCCUAGCUGUUUCCCGGGAAGAAUUUGUGAAGGGGGCAGCUUUUUCAACUACCAGUGACAAAGGUCUUCUAACAUUGGAGGAGAGCUAUGCCAUUCUCAUGAAUCUCACAGUUCCUGUUUCAUAUCCCAUGCCUGAUGGAAUCAGCGGAGACGGUAAUUCACGUAUGCUGGCCAAGUUAAGAUGCAUCCGUAAGAUUCAGGCGACAUCCUCACUCUCUUUAUUCACACCCGGAGGCUUCAGAUCACCCCGGCCCACUGUUUUUGAUUCUUCCUUUAACAAUACAUUGGACCAAGUUGUGGCAUUGGCAUCACCCUCUCAGACAACCAACUUUGGUAGCAAGAACUUCUCACUUGAUAUCAAGGUGGAUCAUCCCAUUGUACUGUAUGGGAUUCAGGUUCCCACUUUAUUGUCUGCAACAGGAGCCAAACCUUUUGCAAAUGAAUAUGAUGAGUCAUUCGUAGUCACUGUGUUGGAUGUCUUUGGAACCCCAAUCAGUCGUACAGUAUUUUCUGGGAAGAUUUCAUAUGGGUCUGUGAUUGACAUCAGCCUAAAAGAAUCAAUAAUUUUGCAGAAGAAUGCCAGUUAUAAGGUUCAAGUGUACACAAGCAAUGUAUAUUUCUUGAGCAAGAAGCUGCAUUCAAAGGAAGACUGUCCCCCAGUGAAGUUCACAUUCACGGACGCCAUCACGGUUGAUACGCUUGAACCAUCAUCACCCCUCUUUCGUGAUGUUGGUUUUGUUACUCAACUCAUAUAUUCAGUAUGGGCGUGAUCUGGUCAUCAUCAUGAUCAUUCUUUUUGUACAAAUGUACAAUGAAUGUUUCAUUCCUAAAUGUGAAAUUAUUCAUGGCAGAACUGAAGUGCAGUUUAAAAUUACAUCUCUUAUUACAAAGAAGUUAAUCCAGCAAAGAGGUGAACAUUUUAAAAUCUGUUUGCCACUUUUAUGGACAGAAUUGUGAGAUAUGAGGCUUAUAUGGCGGUGAGUUUGAAGAUGGCUGUCUUUUGGAUCAUUGGCCCAUGUAGUCUGGUAGAAAUUUUACUAAUGUUUGGUAAACUUUUCUCUUGUUUUGUAUGGGUGCGAAGCAUGGUCUCUCACUCUGAGGGAGGAACGUAGAUUUCAGGUGUUUGAGAAUACGGUGUUGAGAGGAUAAUUGGGCCUAGGAGAGAAGAUGAUA
Molecule: messenger RNA, 2438 nt
Organism: Zootermopsis nevadensis
Lineage: Eukaryota; Metazoa; Arthropoda; Insecta; Blattodea; Termopsidae
Source: RefSeq, a predicted model, not a curated record